CUCCCUACGACGACAUAAUUAUCGCGAGAUUUUAUGUAAAUUAACGAAAUCAACGAAGUGGAGGUGCAGCUGUUCUUCUCAACGCUUCAGAAUCCGGUCUGAGACGUUUAAUGUAAUACACGGUUUAUGCGAACAACAGAUCGUUGCCGUUGCAUGCGCGUUCUCGAAAAUCGAUCAACUUGGUGAAAAUUAUGCGGAGUGACAAUCCUGCGAAUAUUUCGCGAAGAAAUCCUACCACACCGAAGGUAACGACAACCGAUGGGAAUUCGAAGGAGUCAAGGUUUCGGCUUGUCAUAACGUCUAAUGACCGUAAAGUGUAAAAAAGUUGAUUGAGUCAAUCAUGAGUCUCGAUUGGAUACACCGUAAAUUGAUUAUCAAUAAACAAGUGAGAGGACCUGCAACGAUUCAACGUCGUGUUAAUCUCGUCGUCAGCGGUUGAAAGAAGAAAUUCCGAAGAAACGUGUUUCGUCGUGGAACAAAGAGGGGUGCACAAUAUGUCCGGGAGCGUGAUAAAUUUCGGUGAACCGACGACCGACGAUACGGGAACAACUGUCGUUCAAUUAAACGAAUCGCUGCCGGGAGCUUAUAAUUAUUCAAAAGCAGUCGCGGAAUUUUUAAAGUCCGACGAUCCCUCACGCCGAGAUCCUCUCUACAUAGUUAUACCGAUAACGAUAAUUUACAUAGCGAUUUUUUCCACCGGAGUCGUCGGAAAUAUAUCGACCUGCGUGGUCAUAGCGCGAAACAGAUCGAUGCACACCGCAACGAAUUAUUAUUUAUUCAGUUUGGCUAUAUCGGAUCUCCUCUUGCUUAUAUCCGGUCUGCCGCCCGAGAUGUACUACAUCUGGUCGCAAUUUCCCUACAUUUUCGGAGAGGUAUUUUGCGUGAUACAAAGCUUCGCUGCCGAAACAUCGGCGAACGCGACCGUUUUGACGAUAACGGCGUUCACCGUGGAGAGAUACGUGGCGAUAUGUCACCCCUUCAUAUCCCACACUAUGUCAAAAUUGUCGAGGGCUGUUAAAUUCGUGGUGGUAAUAUGGCUAUGCGCUCUCGGUUUGGCGAUACCGCAAGCUAUACAAUUUGGCGUUGUUUAUAGCCAACAUGACAAUGGAACGAUAAUAGAAGACAGUGCUCGUUGUACCGUGAAGUGGGUUCUCAUCGAACAUGCCUUCGGAAUAUCCACCAUGCUUUUUUUCGUCGUACCGAUGACGAUCAUAACCGUUCUGUACGUUUUAAUCGGAGUCAAACUGAGAAGAUCACGGCUUUUGACGGCUGUCAAGAGGACUUCGAUAUCGAGCAGCAUAAAUCACGGCGAUAAUUCGAGCAGAGGAAGGACAGCCGCCCAACGAAACGUCAUCAGAAUGUUGGUUGCCGUCGUCGUCGCAUUUUUUAUCUGCUGGGCGCCGUUUCACGCGCAAAGAUUGCUCGCCGUUUACGCUCAAGGUGCGACUGAAGAACCACAUCCAGUUUUGAUCAUCGUCUACACUACGCUCACUUACGUUUCCGGUAUAUUUUACUACCUGUCCACAACGAUCAAUCCGCUUCUCUACAACAUCAUGUCCAACAAAUUUCGAGAAGCAUUCAAGACGAUGCUGUCUCAGAAUUGCGGGCGUAGAAAAUCGCAGUGGAAGAAUAUUCCCCGUCGGCCGACUUACAGCGCUUUGUCACGCCGGCCAAGAAACGGGGGUAGUUAUUGCCUGCGAGAAAAUAAUAAUCGUCAAUCGGCGUCGGUCUCGAUAAGCGAGGAGGCGCAGCGUGCCGCGCUGGAAAGCCAACUGGUUCGAAACGACGUGCAAGGAGAAAGGAGUAUUUUCGAAGGGGAAAAUCAGGAUUGCGUCGGAUUCGAUAUUCCAGGAUCGCCCGGAAUCAACGGGACGACCAUUCCCGACGAGAUUUUAAAAAAUGAAUUCUGCCGAGGAAUCAAAAGAAGCAUCUCCAGGGGAUCUUCGAACUCUAGUCAAUACACGGUUACGACCUCCGUGAGCAAAAAGGUCAACGAAGGUAAUAAUAACACCGCGUUCAAGGUCGGUGGAAAUUACGUGAAUCGACGUUCUUCGAAAAAGCCAACAUCUCAGGGAGACGAUAACCCCCGAUGCCAGAAAACGAUUGUAUUGAGUCUCCUGGCUGAUAGGAUAAGAUUCGGUACGCGGGGACUUUUCACGUCGGACGUGAAAAAUUCGAGGCCCAAAGUGAGACCGGAAGUGGCGAGUGCGCCGCCGAGAUUGAAGAGCGAAACUAGCAUCGAGAGUGCGAAUACCAUCAGCAAUUCGAGUUUGCAAGAUCUGGACGAGACGGAAUUCACGGGUUCCGAAUUGGCACGGUAUAUGGGAGAGGUGAAUUUCGACCUGAUUACCUGACGAUCGGUCAAGCAUUCUAGACUCCUGACGACGUCGUCCUUGCGAAGAUUCUCCCUGAGAGAUUAAAACGGAAUUCAUCCACCGUGAAAUUGGAUUUUCGAUUACGAGGGACCGUGUGGGUGCAAGGGAUGAAAUUAAUUAGUAUCGAUGCUUCUACUAUCCAGAGUCCCGAUCUCGGAGGAACAAAGUAAGCGAACGAAUGCGGCUGAUCGUUUCAGCGAAACAAUUAAGUUCGAAUCAGUCGCGAUAAAGGAAAAAAGUAAGAGUGUCUCAAUCGGAUUCGAUUUGCACAUUCUGGGCCAAAGGAGAGCGGAUAAUCAACGUCACCGCAAGUACAAAACCAAAAAAAAAGAAAAUAAACAAAGAAAAUCCUACCGACCAUGACACUGAUUGAUCAGAUGAUUUGCAGUUUGAAAAGAAAAUUGUCGAGCCUUAUCAUAAAUAAUUUUAUCACUAUUUCGGUGUAUCAUUAGUAUUUUUGUAUUAGAAUAUAGUGAUUCGGCAGGUCCUCAGCUCGUAAAUAAGAGACAAAGUCAGUAUGUAUUAAAAUAUUCUUAUAGAACGUCUUCGAAACGACAAAAGAAGAGUGUAGAUAUUUAAUUUAUUUUUGUAUCCGUAAAUGAUUAAUAAAAAAAAACAAAAUAA
Messenger RNA from Athalia rosae (coleseed sawfly), 2999 nucleotides. Its product is annotated as pyrokinin-1 receptor-like. The transcript has 5 exons. Gene Ontology annotation, biological process: neuropeptide signaling pathway. The record is from RefSeq and is a predicted model, not a curated record. Gene Ontology annotation, molecular function: neuromedin U receptor activity. Gene Ontology annotation, cellular component: plasma membrane. Lineage: Eukaryota; Metazoa; Arthropoda; Insecta; Hymenoptera; Athaliidae. Bases 495 to 2354 code for a protein of 619 amino acids.